Messenger RNA from Rhinichthys klamathensis goyatoka, 1344 nucleotides. RefSeq names its product calcium homeostasis modulator protein 5-like. Bases 68 to 1015 code for a protein of 315 amino acids. Lineage: Eukaryota; Metazoa; Chordata; Actinopteri; Cypriniformes; Leuciscidae. The record is from RefSeq and is a predicted model, not a curated record. Gene Ontology annotation, molecular function: monoatomic cation channel activity. The transcript has 2 exons.
GAAAAGGGAGUGUCAUAGCAGAAUCCAUCUCUUUCAGUUUACCAACUCAUUUGGAGUGUUACCAGCUAUGUCUGUACCAGCUAUGGAUUCUUUUAAGACUAUCCUAAAGUUCCUCACGAAUCAGAAGAGCACUAUUGGCUACAGCUUCAUGGCUAUUUUGACCAUAGGUAGUGAAAGAAUCUUCUCUAUGGUGUCUUUCCAGUGUCCGUGCAACCCAGGACAGAAUUUUGCCUAUGGAUUAACUUUCCUGCUGGGCCCUGCAGUCGUCUUGCUGGCGAUUGGUCUCUUUGUUAGUACACGUCUUUGGCGGUUAUAUACUGGGUGUUGUCUCAACCCUAUCAAGCUAUGCCCCAGGGGUAACUUUAUGGGAUGCUUGUCAGUGUUUGUGAAAGUGCUAACUGGAGCCUGCAUUGCCCCUAUUAUGUGGCUUACUGUAGCACUGUUAAAUGGAACUUUUUAUGAGUGUGCUGUCAGUGGCCUGGAUGAAAAUAUGGUGGUGAAUAUUUUCUGCCAAAACAAGACACCUACAUGCCGGGAAGAGCUGCCCCGAGUGCCCUGCAGCAAGUCCCAGUUGCCUCCAAACGAAAAUAUGGAACUGCUGUUGAUGCUGCGAGCCCAGUCACAGAUACUCGGCUGGUCCAUCAUUAUCAUAUCAGCAAUAGUAGCGCUGAUCGGGACUUGCUUUAAGAACUGUCGCUCUCAAGUAAGCUACAUUCAGUUAACUUUCCAUAAAAUCUACAUGGAGAAGGAAAGGGAAAAGUUUGAGACUUUUGCAGAAAACUAUGCCACCAAACUAGCAGAGAGAAACCUCGAGGCUUUCUUUGACAACAAGUGCCCUGAACCAUUUAACUUUCCAAAUCACAAGGCCUGGGAGGAGAUCUCUGCUGUAUACACCUUUAAAAAAAGCGAACAGUACUACAGCACACUGCAGAGAUACGUGGAGCGCACAGAUCGAGACUUCAACCCUGAGAAGCGCCCUGUUCUAGAGGGGGAAGAUGGCAUAGAGAUGGCUUAGAAGCACAAAGCUGCAUGGACUGGUAACUGAAUUGCCAAGAAUAUGACCUUGAAGACGACAAACCAGUGUGAAUCUAAACAGAGUUAGAUUUUAGUUUGGUAGCUACAACCUGUAUUGAAAAUAAAGUAACUGGAAGUUUUGUUUUAUCCACUUAGGAGGUGGUCCUGGCGCAAUUCAGACUGCAAAUAUUUUUGUAGCAUUUUAUACUUCAAUGAACAAACACAGGUCUUAGACCCAAAGAUUCGGACAGAUUUGAGUGUCUGUGGUGUUUUCAAUAACAACAUCCAAUUUGUAUAUUGUUUGAAUGUUGCAUUUCAGGUUUUACAAAG